AGAUUUCAUGGAUGGAUGUAUGACUUGGUCAAGCAAUUUGGAGAGCAUUCUGGAAGAUGCUUCAGGUUUAGAAGCUUUCAAGGAAUGGUUCAAAGAUGAUGAUACAAGAUCGAUCGAUUCUAUCGAUUUAUAUUUUGCUAUUAAAGCCUUCAAGAAUUUGUUAGAACAUGAUGAUCCAAAAUGCGCCGAAAUAGCAUGCAAAUUACAUCGCAAAUAUAUAAGUAUACGCAGUGGUACUUGUACAUUCCUUUCCGAUAUGAUAAGAAAAGAGAUGUCAGAACGGAUUCAUGCCUUAUCAGCAAAUAAAUUACCGCCAAGUAAUCUAUUCGAGCCUUGCCAUGAGGAAUUAUUAGCAUAUUUACGCAAGCAACAUACACUCUUUGUUAAUUCUGAUAAUUUUUACAAUUUACUGAAUCAAAAUACGGAACUUGUUGAGUCAACAGUAAUUUCCACUUCGGAUGAAAAUGAUCCGACAAUUUAUCCAACCGGAUGUCAUGCAUGCGCUUCAACGAGUGAUGAUACAUCGAUACGAUUUGGUGGUCGAAAUACAAUCUGGAAAAAGUGGAAAUUACCGAAACGAAAUAUUGGCAUGCAAAAUGUAAGUAAGCGUGAUUCACGUGAUUCUAUAUCAUGUAGCGCUGUUUCAAGUGAAGAUAGUGGAAAUAAACGAAGUAAUUCGAAACGUCAUACGGAACGUUUACCACUACAAAGGGUUCAUGGACAUCAUCAACAACAACAACCAUUACUUAUCUGUCCACCGGAUGGUAGUGAUUUCAAACAUCAACGUCCGGAAGAAAGAGAACGAUUUUCGGAAAUUUUACGUUGCAAAUUAGAUAAAAUUGCUUAUCGUUUGGAGCAAUAUAAACAUGAAACCGGAAUUGAAAUAUUUGCCAGAGAUUUGGAACAGCUAGCAAUAACAACAGAGGGAAAUGAUGAGGUUGAUUCAGUGAUAAGUGAUGAUUCAUUGGAUAAAUAUGAACAAAAGAUGAAUGCUGAAUGUGAUAUGAAUUUAAAAGAAGAAAAACGUCGAUCAAUGUCCGCAUCACCGAUACGUUUCACAAAUACUCUUCACGUUGAUAGCAUGCUAAAUCCAUACGGACGACAUGGUUUUGCACCACCUCCUGGUGGUGUUACAUUAAAGAAUUACCGUAGUAGUUGUGCUGCAAAUCGUGGUUUGCAUAGUUUGCGCAGUACAACACCACUAUCCAGUAAUGAUUACGGUGGACAUCGAUAUUCGGAUAGUUCCGGUUUCUGUAGUUCCGAAUCAGCUUAUAUCAUCAAUCGAUCAGCUCUUUUUGAGAAGGCACGUCAUAUGGCAAUGUCCACACAGAGUACUUCCUUUCCACAAUCAUGCAGUGAAGCACCAACAAGUAGCUUCUAUUACUAUUCAUUUCCAUUUCAACAAGAGGACAAAGAGCGGCAAAUGUUUGUCAAUAAUUUUUAUCCGAAGAAGCAGCAGCAAUUAGUAAUUUCCUAUAAAGAAGAAAAUGCUGAAGCACCAUUUGUGGCUAAGAUGGAAAUGCGUGAUAUUACAUUUCGUGAAUUUCGUCGAUGCUUUGGUAUCUCAUCAAAAACAACCAAAAGGUUCUUUUUCAAAAGUGAUUGUGAAGAUUGUUCAGCACCCUAUCAAUGGACCAUAAUUGAUGAUGAUUGUGAUGUAUUGCCGAUAUUUGAAGGUCGAAUAACCGCUGAAUGUCGAAGCUGUUCGGAAUCUGAUUGAAUAAUCGAUCUAUAUCUGAAAAAAAAAAGAAGAAAAAAUGAAAAAAAAUUUUUGCAAUCUAAAUGAGCUUAAUCUUUUAUCAAUCUAAUAAUUGUAGAAAAGAAUAUUAGUUACGGG
Loa loa (African eye worm) is the source of this 1837-nucleotide messenger RNA. RefSeq lists its product as hypothetical. The record is from RefSeq and is a predicted model, not a curated record. Gene Ontology annotation, biological process: negative regulation of canonical Wnt signaling pathway. The transcript has 12 exons. NCBI's taxonomy places the organism in Eukaryota, Metazoa, Nematoda, Chromadorea, Rhabditida, Onchocercidae. Bases 8 to 1720 code for a protein of 570 amino acids.